GCACGUGUCUUAAGUCGGUUGCUAGGCGACCAUUUCACAACAAACAACAUGGCGGAGAAAGCGCAUAUUGCAGAGCUUGAAAAAAAGAUUCGAGCCGCCUUUGAAGCAUUUGAUUACCAGUCAAAUGGCACCGUGGAUGUCCGCGAAAUUGGCACCAUCAUCUAUUCUCUGGGUCGCUUCCCCACUCAGGCAGAUCUUCACAACUUCAUAGCUGAGGUGGAAGAGGACCAAACAGGAUACAUCCAUCUGGACCGCUUCCUCCCCGCCAUGACCAGAAUUCUAGUGGAACACAAGUUCCCUCCCAUCUCAGAGGAUGUUCUGCUUCAAGCGUUUGAGGUUCUUGACGAGGAAAAGAAAGGCUUCUUGGACCCAGAUGAUCUGUCGCAGUACUUGAUGGAGGAAGGCGAGGUCUUUACGCAGGAGGAGAUGGACGAAAUGCUGACAGCCCUAACAGACCAUGAGACCAACCUGAUUUACAGCAAAGACUUACUCAACCAUCUCAUCAUGGACCCUGAAGUGUAAACAAGCACAAAAAAAAAAAAAAAAAAAAAAAAAAGAUUGCCGUCAGCAUUUAAUUACAAUUGAUGAUGCAUGGAGAAGUUAACAUUCAUAAGUUACAGACCGCACAUGAACAAUGAGAUAUGCUUGAAAACAGUUCUACCAGUAUGAAUUUAUGAUUUCUGCUCAUAAUUUAAAAAGAAAAUUGAAGUCAAAUGUUCUUGGAGGAGGUCCUCAACGCUCAUUUGGUCUUUACACACAAAUAUAAACAUGGAGAAUAGAAUUAGAGGCAUGUUUAAAAAAACAAUAAAUCCAGCAUUUGAUAGUGGUUUCAAA
Messenger RNA from Corythoichthys intestinalis (scribbled pipefish), 834 nucleotides. It is a transcript of the gene drc8, whose product is annotated as EF-hand calcium binding domain 2. The record is from RefSeq and is a predicted model, not a curated record. Gene Ontology annotation, molecular function: calcium ion binding. The transcript has 7 exons. Lineage: Eukaryota; Metazoa; Chordata; Actinopteri; Syngnathiformes; Syngnathidae. Bases 49 to 522 code for a protein of 157 amino acids.